GUCAAAAGUACUUUGACUACCUAGCGGUAGUAAUUGGCUAUAAUUCAACAUUUUGAUAAUAAUCAAAAAUGGACGGAGACGGGGCCGAAAAUUCUAAACCAAAUUCGAAGUCAUUUUCAGGAAUCCCCGAAGCUGUAUUUGUUGACAAUGUGGAUGAGUUUAUGAAUUUGCCUGAAAAUUCUGGGGGAGUGGAUAAGGUUUUGAGAAGUUUGGAUGAACAACAUGGCAAAUAUAAGUUUAUGGAGUAUACUUUGGCCACCAAAAGAAGGCGUCUGCGCCAGCAAAUACCAGAUUUGUCCCGUUCUCUGGAAAUGAUUGAAAAAUUAAAAAGUCAAACUGAUGAAAUGGAAACACAGUUUUUACUUAGUGACCAAGUAUUUGUAAAGGCUAAUAUACCACCAACUAAAACUGUAAACUUGUGGUUAGGAGCUAAUGUGAUGUUGGAAUAUACAUUAGAAGAUGCAGAAAAGUUACUGUCAUCAAAUAUGGCCACAGCAAAGAAAAAUUUAGAGUGUGUGGAGCAUGACUUGGACUUUUUACGGGAUCAAUGGACUACAACAGAAGUAAAUAUGGCUAGAGUGUACAAUUGGGAUGUAAAACGACGUCAGGCGGCCAAGGCCUCUAGUUAAUAAAUACAAUCCAUUAAUAUUCUUCACAAUAAAUAAAUAAUGUUCAUAUAAUUUAUACAACUCACAAAAUUUGCACAUUAUGGUCUCAAAAAACGAAAUGUAUGACCUCUAAUUUAUGUUAUUACUUUCUAUUUAGUGUGUAUCUGGGUUUUUAUCAGUUUGAUUGCUUUUUCAUAUAAAUCUCUAAACACAAACACAUUAAUUAUUUAUUGUACAGGGUGUAAGGAGCAGGUUGGCAAACAUCAAAAUAGAUAACUGUUAUAAACAUGCAAAACCAUUUUAGUAUUACCUUUUUUUUUACUAGUCGUCAAUUAAAUGUACUAAGUUUAUUUUUUAUAGAUGGAUGUUGAGGAAAUUUGUAAUUUUAUUAUAUUUUGAUUUGCUGGCGAACAUACAGAUGUAUUAGUAACUAGCGGCCGCCCGCGACUUCGUACGCGUGGACUCCGUUUUAUCAAAGGGGAUGAAUUGUGCAAAUCUCGCCGUAAAAGCAAUCCUUGGACUUCAACGAACAUUGAAAGAAAGAAUUGGUAAAAUUGGUCCAGGGGUCAAUCCAGGGGUUGUU
This is a messenger RNA of Ostrinia furnacalis (Asian corn borer), 1191 nucleotides long. RefSeq names its product prefoldin subunit mgr (gene mgr). Gene Ontology annotation, cellular component: cytoplasm; prefoldin complex. Gene Ontology annotation, biological process: tubulin complex assembly; protein folding; microtubule-based process. Bases 69 to 629 code for a protein of 186 amino acids. The record is from RefSeq and is a predicted model, not a curated record. The transcript is spliced from 5 exons. Gene Ontology annotation, molecular function: tubulin binding. Lineage: Eukaryota; Metazoa; Arthropoda; Insecta; Lepidoptera; Crambidae.